ACUCAUCAGUUGUAAAGAUCCCUUACUAGCUUUAACGUCACUAUGCGGUGUAUGUUUAGAAGUUGAAGUGUAAACCUAAGAUAUUAUGUAAAUUCAAGUUAAUAAUAAUGUUUCCUAAUAAUCUAGUCUUCUCUACAGUGGCUCUAGCACUAGGUGUGCAGAGUGUAGAUAUAAUAUCUAUGGAUAUUCCACAAGUAGCAGAGUCAGGAAAAAGUCUGGUUCUAGAUUGUAGAUUCGAGUACAGAGCUGAGGAGAAGGAUCAGCUGGAUAUUAAAUGGUAUUUUAAUAGUUCUCCAACCCCUAUCUAUCAAUGGUUACCAGCCAUGAAUACUGGACCUCAGGUUAUAGAUCCCAGGUUUACAGAGUACCUUGAUCUACUGUACACCGUGAAUGGGGAAAAGUAUGAGAAACAUCGAGCUCUUCAUCUGGUUAAUGUUACACAUCAUCUCUCCGGUUCAUAUAUGUGCAAGGUUUCAAGCUUUUUGGAUGAAGAUUUCAACCAGAAGAACCUGAUGGUGUACG
Molecule: messenger RNA, 522 nt
Organism: Eurytemora carolleeae
Lineage: Eukaryota; Metazoa; Arthropoda; Copepoda; Calanoida; Temoridae
Source: RefSeq, a predicted model, not a curated record